Molecule: messenger RNA, 405 nt
Organism: Neltuma alba
Lineage: Eukaryota; Viridiplantae; Streptophyta; Magnoliopsida; Fabales; Fabaceae
Product: putative glycine-rich cell wall structural protein 1
Exons: 1
Coding region: 1-405 (134 amino acids)
Source: RefSeq, a predicted model, not a curated record
AUGGCCAUCAGAUCCAAGCUCUUAGGGUUUGUGCUCACUGUUCUGCUCAUUCUCGACUUGGCCGUCGUUGCUAUGUCGAUGACGCGCGAAUCAUCCUGUCACCGUGAGGCCGGUUGUGAAAAAGGAUUUGGUGGAGAAGAAGGAGGGGGAGGGGGAGGGGGUGGAGGCGGAGGUGGUGGAAGCAGCAAAGGUGGUGGAGGCGGCGGGGGAGGUGGAGGAGGAGGAGGAGGAUGGGGAGCAGUAGGUGGUGGCGGUGGCGGCGGAGGUGGAGGAGGAGGAGGAGAAAGAAUCAGCGAGUCUGGAUUCAGAGUUUACAAUGCAGAAGGAAGAGGUGAUGACGGUGGUAAUAAGAAAGUGAAGGGCGAAAAAGAUACGAAAACAAUGGAGGUUAUGAGUAAGAAGUGA